UGUUAUUAUUAGAAUAUUACAAAUAAUUGUUAUGUAUAAUGAUUAAUGGUUACAAUGGAAGAGUUGGAAGCUAUAAUAGAAAAAGUGAAAUAGCAGAGAAUAAUAACUAUGGAAAAGUUUAAAUUAUAUGAGAAUGACAAUAUCGGUGUCACAAUUGAAAUUGAUAACAACAAGUCAUCAAGAAACCAAGCUAACAUGUUGUACAAAGAUGCUACAAACAGAUUUAGUACUAAUAACAUUAGUCUAUUAACUCCUUAUCCAAUCUAUAAUCAUGUUAAUUGUGAAUUUUUGCAUUAUGAUACCAUAAAAAUGGUUGCUGAUGAAGAUACAAACUCAAUUAAAGAUCAAUAUUCAAACUCCUUGAAUGACUCAAGAGCAUACAAAAAUUUACUUGAUAAAUCUGGUAAAAAUCAAUCUGUUGUUGAUGCUGAUGUGCAAGAACUUCGUUUAGUAGAUGAUUGGCUAAUGGUUUUAGUAGAACAGCAUCCAAAUUUUCCUGUGAAGAAGUUUUUUCAACACUUUCUCUCUUGUCAAAAAAGUGUUAUAACAAAAAAUAUCGAAAGAAAUGAAGCAUCAACAAAAAAUGUAAAAUCUAUUUGGGAACGUGAUGCUGAAGUUCAGCUUAUCAACAAUUUGCAGGAUGAUCAAAGAAAUAAGGAAAUAGUAGAAAAAAAUGUUGUAAAGAAAUGCACUGAUGUGAAGGAUAUAAGGUUGUUGUUAAAAAAAACUGUUAAAAAAAGAGUAAAAAAUUGUGAAGAAAAAUCACCAGCAAAAUGUGAAGCAACAGAUGAACUUUUAGAUGAUUCCAUUGUUAAUGUUGAAGAUUUUGAUGAAACUGAAAUAAGUCAUAAAAAAGAAUCUAUCAAUGUUUUACAGAAAAUUGAACAAAUGACUAGUCCAACAAAAGUUGAUAAAAUAAGUAUCAAUGGGCUGAUGAAAAGAGCUCUUCAAAAGCGAGAUCAAAGAAAAGCUAGAAGAGACAGAGCAAAGGAGUUUUUUAACUAUGAUAAACAACUAAAUAAAAAAAUAUCUGUAUGUAAUAAAAAGGUUGAUGACAAUAACAUCAAAGAUGAAGUUGCAAACUCUAUUUUAUUGGUUGAAGAUUUUGAUUCUUUGCCAGGAAAAAUUCCUAAUUCAGUAAAUAAACCUACCGAAGAUGUAGAAUUGGUUAAAAAAUCCAAAUCUGGAAAAAAAAAAAAUUCUAAGGAUAUACGAGCAAUGUUUUUAAAAGAAGAAGAGGUUAAGGAAGAUUCUUUAAUUAAAAUAAAGUCAUUGUCUUCCUUUUCUGUAGUUAAAACUUCAUCAGAUGAAAAUGUUUUAACAAAUUUAUUAAACAUUGUUAAUGAUGAACUUCCAUUGAAAAUAAGCACUGUUGAAGUUGCAGCUGACUUAGUAACUGCUAGUGUUACUGAAACUUUAAAUAUUGAGACAGAUAAAGUUUCUUGCGUAAAAAAUGAGAUAAAAAGUUCUUUGUUUCCUACUUCAUUUGUUAAGCAGUUUGAUAUAAGUUUACCAGAGACAGGAAUAAACUUUGAUGGUGACAUUAAAUGUAUUGAAAAAAAUAUGGAAAUAUUAGAUCAAUAUGAAAGUUUACCUGCAAAGUUUGAUAAAGCUGAAGAUUCUAUUGAUUGCUUUAAACAACUAAUUCAACCUGUUUCUAAAAUAGAUGAGAUUAAAAAGGAAAUUUCUGAUGUUGAAGGUCCAAAACAGGUUCUAGAUAAUAUAAUCAAUGGUCAUAAACAUGAUGGCACCAAAAAUUGUAUUAAAACAAAAACAAUCUUUACAAAUAAAAAAGCUUCUAAAUCUGAAACUUUGAAGAGAAAUAAAGAAAUGACAAAUGACAUAGUGAGAAUAAUAAACAAUGAGCAACCAAAAUUAUGUGAACAUUCAGUUGAUAGAAGUGAAAACAAAGUUUGUGAUUCUUGUAAAUGCUUAAAUCUUAUUGAUUUGGAAAGAAAUAAACCUGAAGAAUGUGAACAAAUGAAUGUUCGACGAUCAUCACGACAUAAAAGAAAAGUUGAUUACUUUGAAGACAAAAUUAGUCCACAAAAAACAGAUAUAAGGGCAAAAAAAUUCCCCAAAUGUUCUUCUGAGCCUGUUUUAAUGUCAUCAAUGUCACAAGAGUUUCGUAUAAUAGAAAAAAAAUUAGACAAUUAUGAUGAUAUGGAUAUUGAUAAAUCAAAAUUAGAUUUAGAUGAAAAAAAAUUAACACAAUUAAAGUCUUCCCAAUUUAAGGAUAUUUCCACCAAAGUCAAGCCAUCCGUUGAACUAAAUGAAGUAGUUGUUAAUUCAUUUCUUUCUUGGACUGAAAAGUAUCAACCGACCAAGCCUCGUUUUGUUUUGGGUAAUCGAGCUAAAGUUCGUGAGCUAUUCGACUGGUUAAACUCAUGGAAAGAACGCAACGACAUCGCAGCACAAAGAACUUCAAGAAGAAAUAACAGUGAAAGUGAAAGUGACUUGAGUAUAUUUUCUGAUGAUGACGAAAAUUCUUUUAUCAAUACACUGCUGUUGACAGGUCCUAUUGGUUGUGGAACUACUGCUGCUGUUGUUGCAUGUGCAAAGCAAAUGCAGUUUAAAAUUUUAGAGAUAAAUCCAUCUAUUCUUCGGACCGGAAAACAUGUUAUGGAUCGUGUCGCUGAAGCUGUUGUUUCCCAUCAGAUUCCAAAAAAGCAUUUAGCAAUAUCAAAAGCAUCAUUUUUUAGUUGCAAAUCAGAUAAACAGGAACAAUUGGUGGCAACAACACAAGUUGCAGCUGAUGAGAUAUCAUUAGUUUUAUUUGAACAUGUAGACAUUGUAUAUGAAGACCAUGAUAAAGGAUUUUGGCAAGGCCUAAAUAGUUUAUGCCGUCUUUCAAAAAGACCUAUUAUUCUCACUGCAAAUGAUCCUUCAACUAUUAUAUAUGAUGAUAGAGGAGAGCCUGUUAGGAUGGAAAGUAUUAGUCUAGAACGACCCUCUACUGAACAAUUAUUACCCAUGAUGCAGAUUAUUUGUUUAAUUGAACAUGUAUUUAUUCCAAGUGAAAUUUUAUUAGAAAUUAUUAAGUUUUGUAAUAAUGACGUAAGAAAAACUUUACUUCAACUUCAGUUCUGGUUUGAACAAGGAAAAGAGCCAAUGUAUAAACUAUGGAAGGAGAGGUGCCUGAAUAAGACUGUGACAAAUAACUCUCCCAGCCAAUUAUAUUCAAAUGAUAAGAGUCAGACAGAUAACACUCUGAUCAAAGAAAGUAGCUUGGUAGAAAAUUGUGAACCCUCUGAUCAAUCAAAGAAGAAAACUUUCAAGAUAAUGAUUCCUCGUUUUAAUUUAAAGAAUUUUUGGAAAAAUCCAGUUGAAGAGUUUUUUAACAUUGAAUCUAUUUCAUCUUUAAAUCUGUGGAACAAUCAAUGUAUUGAUUCUCAUCAUACUUUUAUAAAAAAAAAAAGCAAACAUACAACAGGUGAUCAUUUUCUUCAUAAUCUGGGUAACAUAGUUGACUGUGUUUCUGAUAUGGACUGCUAUCUUCGCCCUAGAUAUGAUUGCAAAGAAAAAGAUGUUUAUCAAUGGUCUGCCUUUUUAAAGGACAGUUUAGUAGAUUCUUUAACAUCUGAAAGUGGUGUCCCAAACCCUUAUCCUAUAAGUGAAAUGUUAGAAAGUGCUAAGUUUGUAGUAGAAAAUUGCUACGAACAAUGUUAUGAAAAAAAAGAAAAGCUAGAAUUCAUUCAACAUCGAACUAAUCACGAAGAUUUAGUUUUUCAAAGGCUUAUAGAAUCCAAGAUGCCAACUUUAUCAAGAUUAGAUCGUCAAAAUUUUUAUCAAGAUGUCUUGCCAUGUUUACGGAGUAUUAGUUCUUCAGAAGAGCAAAAGCGUAUUUUACAAGAUAAAAGAAGAAGUCGACGAUUUUUGCAUUACCUGGAUUCCGUUAGUUUAGGCUUGGAUGAAAAUGUUCUAAAGAAACUUUCCGCGUCUCCCUUUUCGAUUUUCUAGAAAAUUCGUAUUAUUCUAGAACGUUUUCCAUUAAAAAGCAAAAGCAUAGAGAGGUUGAAAAAAAAAGAUUAAAGCAAGAGGAAGAAACGAAUUUACUGCGUAUGACUAGAAUAACUUUUGAGAAACGCAUUUAAACGUCGAAACUUUUAUCCAAGCGCUAAAUUACGCAAUAUUUUAUUGAAAUGGUGAAAUAAUCUUUCUAAAUACAUCCAGUGGAACUUGAACACAGUUGAGUGAACAACAAUUUAAUUUUAUUUGCAUCAAUAAAUUGUACAUUAACUAUGUAAUUGUAUUCAUUUAUGAUUUUUUAUGUAAAGAAGCAAAAAAAACAUAAACAAAGCGCUACUGCUAUGUUUAAAGAUGUUUUCUAAAUUUAUUUAACAAAUGCUUCCUAUAUCUUUA
Messenger RNA from Hydra vulgaris (swiftwater hydra), 4362 nucleotides. RefSeq lists its product as uncharacterized. Lineage: Eukaryota; Metazoa; Cnidaria; Hydrozoa; Anthoathecata; Hydridae. Gene Ontology annotation, cellular component: nucleus. Gene Ontology annotation, molecular function: DNA binding. The record is from RefSeq and is a predicted model, not a curated record.